CACAAAACAAAAGGCUCCACACCGAUCAAAGAAGAAAAAGAAAAAGAAAAAGAAAAAAGGUUUCGAUUUUGGGAAUCAAAAAUCUUCGCCAGAUUCGAUUAAUCCGCCACUCGAUCGCCAUGGGACGCUUCGACGCAAUCCUGGCAAGAAUCCUAGGGUUCAUCUGCUGCUACCGCUUCUGAAAUCCCACCGAUUCCUCUGUGUACUGGUGAUGAGUUUGAGUUCGUCUAUCCUCCAAUGGCUCCGUCUUCUCCGUAUAUUCUUCAUAUCCUAGUAAUAAUAAUAACUCUCAACUUCCUCGCAAACCCUAAUUUUCAUCGGCAAUUAGGGUUAGGGUUUGCCUCCGCCUCGACGGACGAAUUCUCACUCGAUGAUAAAGAGCUCGUUGAUACGCUGUCGUUUCACGGCGACUACUCGCCGCCGUCGCCUCCCGCGCCCGCCCCGCCGCCUCACCCGCCCUCAGUCUCGUGCGAGGAGGAUUUAAACGGCGUCGGAUCGCUCAAUGCCACGUGCAAGCUCAGUUACAGCUUGAAUUUCACAGAUGACGUGUACAUAGGGGGAAACGGGAGUCUGUAUAUACUCCCAGGGGUGAUGUUGAGUUGUCCAGUUGAUGGUUGUUCGGUUACGGUCAACAUGAGUGGUGAAUUUAGGUUAGGUUUGAAUGCCGUGAUCAUAGCUGGGACUGUUUCUAUAGAGGCCUCGAAUGCAACUUUGUUUAAUGGCUCUUUGAUUAAUGUGACUGCUUUGGCGGGCCCACCGCCGGAGCAGACGAGUGGGACCCCGACGGGGGCCACGGGGGCGGGCGGGGGACACGGCGGGAGAGGUGCUAGUUGUGUGGUGGAUAAUAAGAAGUUGCCCGAGGAUGUGUGGGGCGGGGAUGUGUAUUCGUGGUCUUCGUUGGGAGAGCCGUGGAGUUACGGUAGUAAAGGCGGAACAACGAAUAGAGAGGAGGAUUAUGGUGGGAAAGGGGGUGGACGAAUUGGGCUCGUGGUUAUGAAUAGUAUUGAACUUCAUGGGAAUCUUUUGGCCGAUGGAGGUGAAGGGGGUAUCAAAGGUGGUGGAGGGUCUGGAGGCAGCAUCAAAAUCAAGGCGCCUAAAAUGAGUGGUGGAGGCAAUAUACACGCUUGUGGAGGUAAUGGAUUUGCGGGAGGUGGUGGUGGAAGAGUUUCUGUCAAUGUUUUCAGCCGGCAUGAUGACCCCAAAUUCUUUGUCCAUGGGGGAAUAAGCUACGGGUGUCUAGGAAACUCUGGUGCUGCGGGGACAUUUUACGAUGCUGUUCCUCGGAGACUUAUUGUGAGCAAUCACAACAUGUCCACGGAUACUGAUACACUUCUUUUAGAGUUCCCUAAUCAGCCGCUCUGGACAAAUGUUUAUAUUCAAAAUCAUGCCAAAGCUACUGUUCCUUUGCUCUGGAGUCGUGUGCAGGUUCAAGGACAACUUAGUUUAUCCUGUGGCGCUGCUUUGAGCUUCGGGCUUGUACAUUAUGCGUUGUCAGAGUUUGAGUUAAUGGCAGAAGAGCUCUUAAUGAGUGACUCGGUAAUCAAGGUAUAUGGGUCUUUGCGAAUGUCAGUCAAAAUUCAGUUGAUGUGGAAUUCAAAAAUCCUUAUAGAUGGUGACGGUGAUGCAAUUGUUGCAACAUCAUUGCUAGAGGCCAGCAAUUUAGUGGUUUUGAGGGAAUCGUCUGUUAUUCAUUCGAAUGCUAAUUUGGGAGUUCAUGGGCAAGGGUUUUUGAAUUUGUCUGGACAGGGAGAUGUGAUUGAAGCCCAGCGUUUGGUUGUAUCGUUAUUUUAUGGUAUAAGUGUUGGGCCUGGGUCAGUUUUGAGAGGUCCCUUAGAGAAUGCAAGCAGUAAUUAUGUGACACCAAGACUCUAUUGCGAACUCCAGGAUUGCCCCAAGGAACUGCUUCAUCCACCUGAAGAUUGCAACCUGAACUCUUCACUGUCCUUCACUCUUGAGAUUUGUCGAGUCGAAGAUGUUAGAGUCGAGGGUAUAAUAGAAGGAUCUGUUGUCCAUUUCCAUUGGGUUAGAACUGUAGACGUUCAGUCAUCUGGUGCAGUAAGUGCAUCUGGACUGGGGUGCACUGGUGGGGUGGGCAGAGGAAGAUUUUUGAGCAAUGGUCUUGGUGGUGGCGGUGGACAUGGUGGGAAAGGUGGUAGCGGUUAUUAUAAUGGCAGUGCUAUUGAGGGUGGUGUUGCAUAUGGGAAUGCUGAUUUGCCUUGUGAACUUGGCAGUGGAAGUGGAAAUGAUAGUCUGCCUGAUGCAACUUCAGGUGGCGGUAUCAUAGUGAUGGGUUCGUUGGAGCAUUCAUUGUCAAGUUUGUCCAUUGAUGGUUCACUUAGAGCUGAUGGAGGAAGUUUUGGGGAAAGUUUCAGAAAGCAGGCUGAUGUAAUCACUGCCGACGUUGGUCCAGGUGGCGGAUCAGGCGGAACUAUUCUUUUAUUUGUUCAUACAUUGGCCCUCGGUGAAUCUUCUUCUCUCUCAACUGUUGGAGGACAUGGGGGUCCUUAUAGUGGCGGUGGCGGUGGUGGAAGGAUUCACUUUCAUUGGGCAGAUAUUCCCAUUGGGGAUGAUUAUAUGCCCAUAGCAAGGGUAAAAGGAGCUAUUCAUGUCGGGGGAGGGAUAGGCAGAGGUCAGGACUAUGUUGGGGAGAACGGAACAGUCACUGGAAAAGCUUGUCCAAAAGGGCUUUAUGGCAUCUUUUGUCAGGAAUGCCCAGUUGGGAGUUUUAAAAAUGUUAGUGGGUCUGAUAGAGCCCUUUGUAGAGAUUGCCCAUCCCAUGAGCUCCCACAUCGUGCUGUAUAUAUUUCAAUGCGAGGUGGUGUUGUUGAUACUCCUUGUCCAUACAAGUGCAUUUCUGACAGAUAUCACAUGCCACACUGCUACACAGCCCUUGAAGAAUUGAUAUAUACAUUUGGGGGCCCAUGGUUAUUUGUUUUUAUUCUGGUGGUUCUCCUCAUUUUGCUAGCGCUGGUGCUUAGUGUUGCUCGAAUGAAAUUUGUCAAUGCGGAUGAAUUACCUGGUCUAGUGCCAACAAGACGUGGCUUGCAGAUAGAUCGUUCAUUCCCCUUUUUGGAGUCGUUGAACGAGGUAUUGGAAACAAGUAGAACUGAGGAAUCUCAAACUCAUGUGCAUAGAAUGUACUUUAUGGGGCCUAAUGCUUUUGGUGAACCAUGGCAUCUUGCUUACUCUCCUCCAGAACAAGUAACAGAAAUCGUAUAUGAGGAUGCAUUCAAUAUAUUUGUGGAUGAGAUCAAUGCGCUUGCCGCCUAUCAGUGGUGGGAAGGAUCAGUCUACAGCAUUCUUUCACCUCUAGCAUAUCCACUUGCAUGGUCUUGGCUGCAGUGGCGCCAGAAAAUGAAAAUACAACGCCUACGUGAAUUUGUUCGAUCGGAAUAUGAUCAUGCUUGCUUGCGCUCUUGCCGUUCACGUGCUCUCUAUGAAGGGCUGAAGGUAGCUGCAACUUCUGAUCUAAUGCUGGCAUAUGUGGAUUUUUUCCUUGGUGGAGAUGAAAAAAGAGCUGACCUUCCUCCUAAACUUCAUCAACGAUUUCCAAUGUCUUUGGUGUUUGGAGGAGAUGGAAGUUACAUGGCUCCCUUCUCACUUCACAGUGACAACAUCCUUACUAGCCUCAUGAGUCAGUCUUUCCCUCCUACCAUUUGGUUUCGAUUAGUGGCCGGUCUAAAUGCUCAAUUGCGUCUAGUUCGCCGGGGACAUUUAAGAACAGGUUUUCGUUCAAUUAUGAGCUGGCUUGAAACACAUGGAAAUCCUACUUUAAGUGCCUAUGGUGUACGUGUUGAUCUGGCUAGCUUUCAGCCUACUGCUUGUGGUUAUCACCAGUUUGGACUUAUUGUAAGUGCUGUUGAAGACGGAAGUGUGCAGCCAUCAGUUGAAGGGCCAUAUGUAUCUUUGUUAUCAGAGCAACAGUCGUGCUUACUUGGUAAUCAUGGGAGAAAAGCCGUAGAUGUAUUGCCGCAUAAAAGGGUAGUUGGAGGAAUUUUACAAACCAAAAGCUUACAAACACUUGGAGAGAGGAAGACUCUUUAUUAUCCCCUCUCUUUUGUGCUUCAUAACACCAAACCUAUUGGUCAUCAGGAUCUUGUUGGUCUGGUCAUAUCAAUACUACUGCUGGGAGAUUUUAGCUUAGUCUUGCUUACUUUGCUUCAGCUAUACUCUAUUUCGCUUCUGGAUUUGUUCUUGUUUUUGUUUAUUCUUCCUCUUGGGAUACUAUUUCCAUUCCCAGCUGGAAUCAAUGCGUUAUUUAGUCAUGGAGCCAGGCGAGCAUCAGGUCUUGCACGUUUCUAUGCUCUGUGGAACAUCAUGUCUUUGGUAAAUGUUGUAGUUGCUUUCAUAUGUGGAUUUGGUCAUUAUUCAAGUAAAAAGCAUCCAAACUUUCAGCCCUGGAAUUUUAGCAUGGAUGAAAGUGGAUGGUGGAUGCUUCCUUCUGGACUUGUGCUGUGUAAAGUUAUCCAAGCACGACUCAUCAAUUAUCAUGUGGCUAACCUAGAGAUUCAAGACCGCACAUUGUAUAGUAAUGACCCAGAUAUGUUCUGGCAGUCAUGAAAGGAUUUCAUUGACUGAUUAUAGGCCACCUUCCUAGAUAUUCGUCUUUACGGUCUCUGCAUUUGUUUAAACCUUUGUAAAGAUAGCUGGCAGAAGGGGAGAGAGAGAGAGAGAGUGAGACAGGGAUAGAGCAUACCAUGUAUCCACAGUCAAACGGAAGUGUUUACUCUAACUUUUCAUUUAUAGAAUCUCCAUUUUUUGUGCCUAUUUUAACAAA
Molecule: messenger RNA, 4777 nt
Organism: Rhododendron vialii
Lineage: Eukaryota; Viridiplantae; Streptophyta; Magnoliopsida; Ericales; Ericaceae
Exons: 22
Coding region: 238-4560 (1440 amino acids)
Source: RefSeq, a predicted model, not a curated record